AUGUCUUCCAGCACAGAACGUAUCGCGCUUGUCACAGGUGCCGCGCAGGGCAUAGGCAAGUCCAUCGCCCUCCGGCUCGCUGCUGACGGUCUGCACGUUGCGCUUGCGGACCUCCCGCGCGCGCAGGACGCGCUCGAGAGCGUGGCGAAGGAGGUCGAGGCGACGACGGGACGCAGGACGCAUGUUGUUACAGGCGAUGUGAGUAACGAGGAGGAUGUGGAGAGAAUGGUACGGGAGACCGUGGAGAGGCUUGGGAGCCUUGAUGUGAUGAUCGCAAACGCUGGGGUGAUUCGCGCAGGCACCGUCACCGAAAGUAGGGAUUAUACCUCGGGCGACCACGCGACGAUCGAGAACUGGACCACAGACAUGAACGUGAACGCAACGGGAACAUUCCUCUGCUUCAAGCACGCCGGGCGGCAGAUGAUCGCGCAGGGCCGCGGCGGGCGCAUGGUCGCGGCUUCGAGCGUCGCGGGCAAGAAGGGGCACCCGAACCAGGUCGCGUACUGCGCGGCCAAGUUUGCAGUGCGCGCGAUUAUGCAGUGUGCUGCUAUCGAGCUUGGGCAGCAUGGGAUAACGGUGAAUGCCUAUGCUCCGGGCGCGAUAGUGACUCCUAUGCUCCAGGGCCUUCGCGAGCUGAACGACGCUCGAACGGCUGCCGUGGGUCAACAGAACUUUUUCGGUGGGGACUAUUACAAAGUGAUGGCAGAUCGAGCAGCUGUCCAGAAGCUAGGCUCGGCAGACGAUGUCGCAAGUAUCGUGUCGUACCUCGUCAAGCCGGAGGCGCAUUUUAUCACCGGUCAGACGAUUUCGGUAGACGGCGGCGUUUGGUUGUCGUAA
Coniophora puteana RWD-64-598 SS2 is the source of this 837-nucleotide messenger RNA. RefSeq names its product NAD(P)-binding protein. The transcript is spliced from 8 exons. The coding region runs from base 1 to 837 and encodes 278 amino acids. The record is from RefSeq and is a predicted model, not a curated record. NCBI's taxonomy places the organism in Eukaryota, Fungi, Basidiomycota, Agaricomycetes, Boletales, Coniophoraceae. Gene Ontology annotation, molecular function: oxidoreductase activity.